Messenger RNA from Schistosoma turkestanicum, 1617 nucleotides. The record is from the annotation of a GenBank genome assembly. NCBI's taxonomy places the organism in Eukaryota, Metazoa, Platyhelminthes, Trematoda, Strigeidida, Schistosomatidae.
UGGAUAUUGGCGGUGUGUUCGACCCAAGGACGUUUGUUUUUGGAUAGAGAAAAAGAGUUUACAAUCAUUGCAGACUUUUGUUUUGUGUCUGUUGUUAGAAAAUGGAUGGUUGUCUAGAACGUAUGCCAUUCGUUUCUCUUAUUGCAUUUAUCUUGGUCGCAUGUGGUUCAGGGAUUAUGUGCGCAACGAACUUCGAAGCUCUUAAACGCAUUGACGAUUUUUUCGAGAGCAGAUUUUAUCCGAUAGAUGAACCGAAAAUAUUUCGAACACUGGGAAUACUUAUCUGCGUUUUAACUAUGAUGUUCGGCAUCACAAACGUUGCCGUAGGAGUAGUCACAACGGGCGACAUGCGUUCAAAAUUCUAUCCCAACAAACGUUGUAUUAUGUGUGGUCGUCAUUUUUCACGGUUUUUGUUGGGGUUGGCCUAUUUGGCUACAUUCGUUUGGCUUCUUGUUUUCGUCACUUUGUCUGUGCCGGUCUUUCUCUGGGUGAUGGUACAUAUUGUAUGUAAAGAAGAGACAGAUUACUGGCGUAGUUUUAGUGCAAACAAAGAUGAGAGAGAUUUUACGUAUACAUUUAAUCUCACACAUUAUGGCCUUUAUCGUAGACCUUUAGAUACUAGCCUAUGGAGUGAAUACGUUAAUUCACCAAGUGCAUUUACACAUUUAUGUCAACAGAUCUCUACAAUUGGACCAUUGUUUGCAAGCGCUUUAAUCGCUAGUUUCUUAGUGAUUAUUGGUUUGAAUACUUCUAUUGCCUGUCUGUCUACGGCUUCUGUGAGACUGCAGUAUUUUUCAGAAAUUGACCGCUAUCGUAAAUUAGUCAACUCAUCACCUCAAACAGAUCCUACUUGCUUAGAAGAAUACUCUCUCCAACCUUUGUUACAACAACCCAUGUCCAUACAGUCUGCUGGUUCAUGUAUUAAAUCCAACACUUUACAAUUCCCUCACGACAAUUUAAAUACUCUGUCACCAUUCAUGAAUUCUACACCAACAGGUAUGGGUCUCAUUUCUAAUCCCAACAUUUACAAUGAAUCACAAAUGUCUCAGCAGUUUUAUUCUCAUCGACCUAUAAGGCAUUCUACUUAUUCACAUCAAUCAAAUAUUUUAAAUCAUAAUUACUAAUCAACAAAUUGCAUUUGUAAAGUAUCUCAUUUUACGUUUUUUUUUCUUUUUCCAAAGCAAUAAUACAAUCAAAAGCUUUUCAAUUUAUGCUAAUUUAUUAAAUGUUCACAACUAUCCGGUAUUUAUAUUUGUUCAUAUAUAAUCAAUCUAUCUACAGAAUUGUACUUUAUAAAUAAAUCUCAGGUUCUCAGUUGCAUUCCAUGUGUAUUUUGUCUGUGUUUUAUUCGAUUUGUUUUUGUAAGCUUUGUAUAUAUAUAUGUUUACCUAUUUUUAUUCAAUAGCUUAUUGUUUUUUCUGUUGUUAUAUUUUUUGCUUAGAAAUCAUUUCUUUUUUUUUUUAAAAAAAAACCAUUCCCGUUUAGCAUGAAUCAUGAAACUUAUGCAACAUUUUUAGUUUCAUUAAAAUUAAAAAAAACAAACAAUAAUACAUUCUCAUCUUGUGUGACGUUUCUCUUUUUGUGCACCAUAUUCUCUUAUUACUACUUACUUACUUA